AUGUCGGAAGCAGACAACAGGACAGAGUUCUUGUUUGUGCUGGUGGGCUUUCCAGGACUGCACCCUGACCACUAUAACCUAGUGGCAUUCAUUUUCUGUGCUGUGUAUGUCAUCACAUUGGUGGGAAACUUUGUUCUGGUGCUGACUUUUGUGCGUGUGCCCAGCCUCCAUAAGCCCAUGUACAUUAUAAUGUUGAGUCUGGCUAUGUCUGACAUAGGCUUCAGCACGGUUGCACUGCCCAAGAUCAUCUCUCGAUACUGGUUCAAUGACAUAUUCAUCUCCUUCAAGGUGUGCUUCUCCCAGAUGUAUCUGAUACACUACUUUGGCACUGUGAACUCCUACAUCAUGGGCAUCAUGGCUAUGGAUCGUUACAUUGCCAUCUGUUUUCCCUUCCGGUACCCGGUGGUGAUGAAAAAUCGCACCAUGGGCAUCCUCAAUGUGUUCUUUUGGCUUUUCUCAUUCGUCACCCCUGCUAUCUUCGCAGUGUAUGACUACAGGCUUCCCUACUGUGGGCCCAAUCGAAUCUUACAGUGCUACUGUGAUCAUUUCUCCCUUGUUACACAGGCCUGUGCUAGUCAUGCUCUGGCUACGCUGAUUGCCUUCACACUGGCCAUGCUGGUGCUGCUAAUACCAUUAGCUUUCAUCAUCUACUCUUACGUCCACAUCAUCGUUAGCAUAGCACGGAUAGCCAGCAAAGAGAGCCGGUGGAAAACGUUCUCCACCUGCACCACCCAGCUGUGCAUUAUCAUCCUCUACUAUCUGCCACGCUGCGUCGUGUACAUUUUCAAUGUCACCGGCCUGUACAUCAACGGGGAUCUUCGCAUUGCCCUUAUCCUUUUUUACAGUCUGUUUCCUCCCCUUGUGAACCCGUUCAUAUACUGCUUUAGAACAAAGGAGAUUAAACAAUCAUUGGCUCAUUGGUUCAGCGUGAAGAAGCAAAACAAAAUAAAAAGUCCUCCAUAG
This is a messenger RNA of Engraulis encrasicolus (European anchovy), 963 nucleotides long. RefSeq names its product olfactory receptor 2AT4-like. Bases 1 to 963 code for a protein of 320 amino acids. NCBI's taxonomy places the organism in Eukaryota, Metazoa, Chordata, Actinopteri, Clupeiformes, Engraulidae. Gene Ontology annotation, biological process: G protein-coupled receptor signaling pathway. The record is from RefSeq and is a predicted model, not a curated record. The transcript has a single exon. Gene Ontology annotation, molecular function: olfactory receptor activity; G protein-coupled receptor activity. Gene Ontology annotation, cellular component: membrane.